AUGUCGAAAAAAAAAGACGCAAAAUUUUCAAAAAGUUGUAAAAGGGAAAAAUCAACAAAAUGGAAAUAUAUAUACCAAAAAAAAAGUAUUUAUAAAAAAUGUUUGAAUUCAAGAAAUAAAAUAGUUUUUGUACAAGGAGAAAAGAAUAAAUUUAAAAAUAUUCAUUUUAAAGGGAAUAAAAGAAGAAUAAUGAAUAUUACCAAUAUUUUCAAAAUAUAUAAUUUGAAAAAUAAUAAUGAAAAUAAUAAAAAAAAUACAAAAGUGUGUAGUACAUAUAAGGAUAAUAUAAAAAAUGUGUUUACACAUAAUGAUAAUAAAAUAAAUUUUGAUAAAAUAGAGAAAAAUAUUAUGUGGAAAAAAUUGUUAAUAGAUAUGAUAUGUUUUAAUAAUAAUUUAAAUGUACCCUAUAAUGAAUCUAAAUAUUAUAGUGAUUCAACAUCAGCAUCAUCCAAAAAUUUUGAUAAUCAUAUGAAUGAAAAAAAUAUUACAAUGUAUUACAAAGGAAAGGGGAAAAAAAAAUGUAAUCCAAUAAAUAAAAAAGGAAACAACUUUGAUUAUAUAAAUAAAAUAAAUUAUAGUGUAAAUAUUGAGUUACAUUCUUUAUUUACCUAUGUUCGUACUAAAUUAAAAAAAAAAAAUAAGGAUUCUUUUAAAAAUACAAAUGUGUUAAAUAAAAUGUCCUUGCAUGAUGAUAAUGAUCUUAUUAACAAUCGUUAUAAUAAAGAACAAUAUGCAAAGUUGAACAAUCAAUAUAUUCCUGAAAAUAAGGAAAAAAUCUUAAAUGAUAUAAAAACAAAGCCUAAUAUGGCUCCACCUCCUAAUAGAAGAAAAUCUAUUAUUGGUGGUGUUAGGGAAAAUAUGGACAUGUAUGAUAAUAAUAAUAAUAAUAAUUAUAAUGGCCCCUAUAAUAAUAAUUAUAAUGGCCCCUAUAAUAAUAAUUAUAAUGAUCCAUAUAAUAAUAAUAAUUAUAAUGACCCAUAUAAUAAUAAUAAUUAUAAUGAUCCAUAUAAUAAUAAAUUCAGACCUAUGGUUAAGAGCGAAUCGCAUCAUAUAAAAAAUAACGUUCAAAGAGAAGCAAAUGUUCAUAUAGAAGAAAGUGUAGAAAGAAAUAAAAAGAAACAAAGUAACAAUAAAGAGGAGAAUAAGGUUUCAAAAGAACAAGAACAAUUGAACAAUAACGAAAGUGAAGGUAUUGAUGAAGAUUUAUUCUCAGAUGAAUUUGAUAUGGAUGAUUAUGACAGUGAUGGAAACAAAAAAGAAAAACCUUAUUAUACUGAUCGUUGUAUAUUAGAUAGGAGUACUAAAAGAGUAUCUAUAUUAGACAAAUUAAAUUUAGGGUUAAAAAAUAAAGGAAAUGAUAAAAAUAAAAAUGAUGAAAAUAUAUCAAAUAAGGAUAUAUUAACAAAAAAAAGUGAUGAUAAUGCUUUCAAAUUAAAAAAAUAUGAGUCUAAAAAAUAUGUUGAUAAUACAAAUGAAGAUAGUAAUACAGAUGAUGAAAGUUAUGAUAAAAAUAAGAAAAUGAAAAAUAUAAAAAAUGUUAAAGAUAUAAAAGAUAUAAGAAAUUAUCACAAAAUGAAUUCUUUAAUGAGAAAUGAAAAUAAAAUGCCUCCACCAAAAAAGAUAGUCCAAAAUAAAGGUCAAACAAAAAAAGUAGACGAAAUGGACACAUCGAAGAAAGAGGGAAUAAAAGAUAUGAAAGGAAAUGUAUAUAAAAAUAAAAAAGAUGCACGUAUGAAAAGUAAAAUGAAUUACCCACCCAAACAUGAUAUGAACAAUCCAAUGGAUCGUGAUGUAAAUAAUACUAUGAAUUAUGAUGUAAAUAAUACUAUGAAUUAUGAUGUAAAUAAUACUAUGAAUUAUGAUGUAAAUAAUACUAUGAAUUAUGGUAUAAAUAAUACUAUGAAUUAUGGUAUAAAUAAUAAUAUGAAUUAUGAUGUAAAUAAUACUAUGAAUUAUGAUGUAAAUAAUACUAUGAAUUAUGAUGUAAAUAAUACUAUGAAUUAUGGUAUAAAUAAUAAUAUGAAUUAUGAUAUAAAUAAUAAUAUGAAUUAUGAUAUAAAUAAUACUAUGAAUUAUGAUGUAAAUAAUACUAUGAAUUAUAAUAUAAACAAUCCAAUGUAUUAUGAUAUAAAUAAUCCUAUAAAUUAUCAGAUGAACAAUACAAAUAUUUCCAACAUAAAUAACCCCAUUAAUUAUCAGAUGAAUAUUCCAUUGGAUUAUCAAAUGAUACCUAAUAAUAAUAUUAAUAAUAUUCAUAAUAAUAAUAAUAAUAUUAAUAAUUCUAUAUAUUUUCAAAAUAAUAAUAAAUCAAUAAAUUACAAUGGUAUUAAUCACUUUCCAUGUAAUGAUAUAAAUAACAUAAGCUAUCCUGAACAAAAGAAUAAUAUAAAUAAUAUGCAUAUAGAUAGUUCUAAUCAAUUGAUUGAAGGAAAUUAUAAUAAUAUGAACAGAAUAAAUUCCAAUAACAAAAAUUUAAUUUUAUAUAACAAAGGGAAUGAAAAAUAUGAUGAAGAUUUUACUUUGAAUUAUAUUCUGCAGAAAUACGAUGAUGAUGAUCAAUUUUUUUGUAGCAAUAUUUAUACUCAAAUAAAUGAAGAAGACAAAAAAGAUGAAUUAAAAAAAUAUACAGAAGGAAUGAAUAGGUUAGUAGAACAAAUGUACUUUUAUGAUAAUUUCAAUGAUGAAUAUAAAAUAACUAAAGAAAAUAAAAAAGAGACAACUGAAUCGUUUGAUAUUAUAGAUACAUCAUUGAAUAUACAUGUUGUUGAUGCUAAUGAAGAUAAUAUAACAGAUGUAAACAAGGAUAAUCAGGAAAUUAUUUCAAAAAUGGAAUUAAAGAUAAAAGAGUUGGAGAAAACUAUUGAUGAAAUGAAAAAGAAGGAUAAGGUAGAUAGCAGUCAUCAUGAAAAAAAGAAAAAAACAAAAAAAAAGAAGAAAACUAAUAAUGGAAGAAGUAGUAGUUUUAGCGAUGAAUCUUCAUAUAAUAAAGAAGAAGAAGAAGGAGAAGAAGAAAGUAAUAAGAAACAUUCAAUGUUAAAUAAAUUGAAAAAGGAUAUUGAGGAAAUGAAAAAGAAUAUGAAAAGGGAAGAAGAAAAUAGGAGAAUACAAAAAAGAGGAAUAAAAAAAAAAAUGAAGGAAAUGAAAGGAGAUAUAAAAAAGGAAGAAAAUGAUAAAAUAGAUGAUAAUGUAAAAAGUGUACAAGAGGACGAAAAAAACAAAACAAAAGAAAAGAUAGAAAAUGAUGAAGAAUUAGAUAAUGAAUAUGCUUAUAAAUUUAAUAUAGAUGAUAUAAUAAAUACCGAACAAUUAAAUAAUAUAAAAAAUGGUAUAUUAGAUAAUGUUUAUUAUUAUAUAUAUGAAUCAUAUGAUCAAAGAGAUUAUGACAUUCUCGAGAAUUUAGCAAAAAAACACGAAAUAAAAGGAAGAAAAAUAUCUUAUAAUAUAAAUUUACCAAAAUAUAAUUUUAAUGCAAAAAGAACUUCAAGCGCUUGGUUUUUAAAUCCAGCUUAUGAAAAUUAUAUGCUCGAAGAAAAAAAAAAAAAGCGAAUGAGUCUUGAACAAAAUAAAAUGAUUUCAUCUAAUAGUUUUGAACAUGUUCAAUUUUUAUUUAAUGAAAAUGAAAUGGUAGAUGGAACUAUAAUUAAAAAUGGGGAUGAUGAUGAUGAUGAUGAUGACAAAAGUGUGGGGAAGAUUUCCGAAAUUAGAGAUAGUGAAUUUUCUUAUGAGAGUUUCAUAAGUGAACAAAAAAAAAAAAUUAAAAAAAAUAAAAUCAAUCUUAUAAAAAUUAAGAAUAAUGUUGUAAGAAAUAAAAGUAAAAGCAUUAUACAAGAUCAUAAUAUAAAGGAGGACAUAAAAGAAAAUAACAUGGUAGGACAUAAAGAGGAUGAUGACGAGAAAUAUAAGAAAUAUGAAGAUAAAGAAAAAGAUGAUAUAAAUUCAAAACAAAUUCAAAAUUCGCAAACGAGUCCUAGUAACAAUGAUAAUAUUAUUAAUAACAUUUUUGGAACCAUUAAUAAUUAUGUUCAAGAGAAUGGUGUAUUGGAUUUUUAUAAUUCAUCUAAUUUGAUAAUAAAAGAAGAGAAUGAAAAGGGAGAAAAGAAAGAAAAAAAAGUCGAAAAAAUAAAUGAAGAUGAAAAUGAUAAUAAUGAUGAAAAUAUAUUAAAAGAUCAAAUUGAAAAGCAAAAAAAAGAAAAAGAAUUGUUAGAAUUAGAAAUAGAAAAUAAAAAAAAGAAAAAAGAAUUAGAAGAAUUAGAACUACAACUUAUGGAAAAUAAGAAAAAACAAUUUUUAGGUAAUAAGUUAAUAGAUGAUUUACAAAAAGAUAUAAAUUGCACAAAAGAGGAAAAAAAAAAAAAAAAUGAAGCUAAAGAGGAAGAGGAAACAGAAAAAAACAUAAAUGAUCAAAUGGUGAAUGAAAAAGAAAUGGAUGUAAAUUCUAAAAAUGAAAGAGAAAUUGUUCAAGUACACAAUGAAAUAAAAAAUACAAAUAAUAAAGAAGAAGAAGGAAAAAAAAAAAAUUUAUUAAAGGAAAAAGAAAUCAAUGAUUGUUUAAAUGAUUAUAUAAAUAAACAAAAGAAAAAGGAAAAAAAAAAAAAUAAUUGGGCCAUGUAUGGUAGACCUAUAGUUAAAAGACAAAAUAAUCGUAAUAUAAAUAUUAAAAAUGAUUUAAAGAAAUUAUAUUCGUCUAAAAGUGAAAGUGGAUUUAAUGAUUAUGCAUUUUAUGCAGAGAGAUUUUUCGAAGUUAUUACUGGAUAUAAUAGUGAACCUGAUUAUUUAUCAGAUAUUGAUAAUCAGGCUAAAAAUGAAGAAAAUAAAAAUGAUAUUAUUCAUAAUAAUAAUAUUAUUAAAAUUAGUAAGAAAAUGAAAGAAAAUAUAUAUGAAAAUAGCCCAUUCCAUACAUAUGGAAGACCAAUAUAUGAAAAAAAAUCGAAGAAUCCAAAUAAUUAUAAUAAAAUAAAAUCAACCACUCAUAAUGCUAUAUUAAAAAAAAAAAGAAAAAAAACUCUAAACAAAUCAAUCUCCAUUAAUAGUUUUACCAAAAUGAAUUCUUCAAAUAAUAAAAUUGUAAAAAGAACAAGCAUAAAGAACAAUACUAUUGAUAAUUAUAAUAAUAGUACUAUAAAGAAAAUUAUACAUAAAGAACAAAAUGUAGAGGAUCAAGGAUAUAUAGAUUUAAAAACUAAGAGGAAAUUAAUUUACGACGCUUUGGAUGAAAUAAAUCAACAAACACAACAAAAAAAUUUAAAGAUAACGGAAAAUAUUACCCAAGUUGGAAAAAAACAUGGGCAAAAUGUGUCUAAUAUUAUAAAAAACACAGGAGCAAUGCUAAUAGAAAAAAUAACACGAAAAGGUAAUGAUAAUAAUGAAGAAGAUCAAUUUUCUGAAGAACUAAAGGCGUUAGAAAAACUGAAAAAAUUAAAAGAAUUAAAAAGAAUAGAAGAACUUAAAACCUUAGAAGAAGAGGAAAAAAAGCGUCUAGAAGAAUUGAACUCGUUAAAGGUUGAAGAAGAAAAAAAAAAAAAAAAAAAUAUGGAGGAAAUGAAAAAAAUGGAAGAAAUGAAAAAAAUCGAACUUCAAAGAAAGAAAGAGGAAGAAAAAUUAUUACAAUAUAGUAGAAGACAAGAGCAAAUUAGGAAAUUGGAGGAACUCAAAAAAAAGGAAGAAUUAAAAUUGAUAGAAGAAAUGAACAAGUUGGAAGAACAAAGAAAAAGAGAAGAAAUUAAAAAAAUGGAGGAAGAAAAAGAAAGAGAAAAACUUAAAAAAAUAAAAGAACAACAAAAAAAGGAAGAAAUGAAAAAACAGGAAGAGCAAAGAAAAAAAGAACAGAUCAAAUUAAUGGAGGAAAUGAGAAAAUUUGAAGAACAAAGAAAAAAAGUAGAAUUGAAGUGGUUGGAGGAGGAAAAAAGAAAGGAAGAAUUGAAAAAAUUGGAAGAGCAAAAAAAAAGAGAAGAACGUAAAAAAAUGGAAGAAGAAGAAAAAAAAAGAGAGGAAGAAAAAAAAAGGGAAGAAGAAAUAAAAAAAAUGGAAGAAGAAAUAAAAAAAAUGGAAGAAGAAAAAAAAAAAAAGGAAGAAGAAAAAAAAAAAAUGGAAGAAGAAAAAAAAAAAAUGGAAGAAGAAAAAAAAAAAAAGGAAGAAGAAAAAAAAAAAAAGGAAGAAGAAAAAAAAAAAGAAGAGAUGGAAUUACUAGAGUAUGAAAGAAUUCAAGAAGAAAUCAAAUUUUUAGAAGAAAUGAAAGAAAAGGAACACAUAAAAUAUAUAGAAGAAAAUAAAGAAAAUACAAGUGAAAAAGAUAUAUUACAUAACUUUUUAGAAAAAAUAUAUAAUGUUAAUCCUUUAUCCAAUUAUAUAAAAAAUGAUAAAGAAUCAACUCAAAUUUUAAAAAGUGAUUAUGAGAAGAAAGAAAAUGAGGAUAAAAAGUAUUUAAUCCAAAAGAAUAAUAUAUCAGUUGAAGAAAUAGAAAAAAAGGAAGAUAACGAAGAUGAUAAUUAUAAUAAUAAUAAUAAUAAUAAUAAAGAUGAUAAUGUGAUUUGUGAAGAAAAAAAAAAAAAAAAUAUAUUCAUGACGAAAAUAUCACAUAUGAAUCAUUAUGAUAUAUUUUACCAAAUGGAAAAACAAAGAAUUAAAAAUUUUAAAGAAAAAAAAAAUUAUUAUAGAAAUACACCAAAUAAUAUAGGAAAUAAAGGAUUAUUAAAAAAUGCGUACACUAAUAAUUCACACAUAAUUAGGAAUAUUAUAAAUAAAAAAAAGGAAGAAGAAUAUGAAAAUAAUAAAAUGUCGUCUGAGGAUGAAAAAAAUGGUGAUAUGUCAGAUGAUAAUAUGCAAAGUGAUGAUAUGGCGAAUGAUAAUACACAAAGUGAUGAUAUGGCGAAUGAUAAUACACAAAGUGAUGAUAUGGCGAAUGAUAAUACACCAAAUGAUGAUAUGGCGAAUGAUAAUACACCAAAUGAUGAUAUGGCGAAUGAUAAUACAUCAAAUGAUGAUAUGGCGAAUGAUAAUAUACUGACCAAGGAAAGGAUUGAAAAAAUUAUAAUAGAUAUGAAAGCAAGAGAAGAAAAAAAAAAAAAAUUAUUACAGAUGAGGAAUAAAAAUUUAAAAUACAACCGUGUAAAUAAAGAAAAUAUAAUCAAUAUGGUAGAAAAAAAGCUAGAUAAUAAAAAUUCAGACAAGGACGAAAUUGAUGAUUUAUUUGAUUUAGAAGAAGAAGUUGAAAUAUUUGUAACUGAAUCAGAAGAAUCUUUUUUAAAAAUUGAUGAUAAAGGUCCAGGAAAUUUUAAAAAAACACACAUAUAUAGAGAAUCACCACAUAUGAAAGGAAACAAUAUGAAUGAAUAUUUUAAAAAUAAAUAUGAGUCAUCAAAUGAAGACAAUAAAUCUUAUAGUAAUAAAUCAGAUAGGGAAAAUGAUAUGUAUUCUAGUAACAAUAAUAAUAUGUCUAAUCAUAAUAAUAUAUUAUAUAGUAAUAGUAAUAAAUUAACUAGUUAUAGUAAUAUAUUAGGUAAUAAAAAUAAUAACUUAUAUAAUCAAAAUAGUAUAAUAUCAAGUCAUAAUAUCAGAUCGUCCGAUUAUAAAAAUAUAGAAGAUGAGGAUAUAAAUAUAAAACCGUAUAAUGAAUAUAUAAAUAGCGAAAGCGUAGAAGAAUUAUUUAACUACAUUAUGAAAGAUAUACAUAUGAAAAAUACGUACAAAAAAGAUAAACAUUCAUUACCUUAUAAUGAUUAUUUAUCAAAAGAUAGUGCAUAUAUUUAUUUUGAUUUUGAAAAAAAAAAAUUAGAUAGUCAAGAAAAACAUUCAUACGAUAUAACGAUGAAUAGUUUUUAUGACAUAUAUAAAAAUAUAUAUCAUAAUGGUGUUGAAUUUGAUAAUAAUGAUAAUAAUAAUAAUAAUAAUAAAUAUAAUAAUUAUAAUAAUUAUAAUAAUUAUAAUUUAUAUGAAUAUAAAAGUUCAACGAACUAUAAAAAUGAUGAUCCAAGUACUAAUUAUUCUUUUGAAAAAAUAUUGAAACAAAAAGAUAAUUAUCAUCAAAGAAAAAGUUUAAUGAACGAUAACAAUAAAAAUGAUGAUAUAUUAUCAAAAGUAAUGAAUAAUUUAAAUGGACUUAACAAAAAAAUUAAAUCAAUAGAAAUAAAUUAUAACUUUGAAAAGCAAAAAAAAAAUAUAAUACAUAGUAAUAAUGAUAUGUAUAGGAAUAAUAUAAAUACACAUAAUAAAAAAAAUUUAUAUUCUUUUGAUACUACUAGUAGAAAUAAAUAUGAAAGUCAUUACUCUAACUAUUAUGUUGAAUAA
Messenger RNA from Plasmodium falciparum 3D7, 8283 nucleotides. RefSeq lists its product as uncharacterized. The record is from RefSeq and is a predicted model, not a curated record. Lineage: Eukaryota; Apicomplexa; Aconoidasida; Haemosporida; Plasmodiidae.